UAUUCACACAAAUGUUACAUAUUCUUUAAUCCUUAUAUUUCCAAGAAUAUAUGGCUUCAUCAAACUUUGUCUAUUUCAUCCUAUUUCUUUUUGUAUCAUCAAUCUUGUUUGCUUUGCAAGUGAGUUCAACAUCUAGACAUGUUAUCAACAACCAUAAUAAGGGGUUCAAAGUGAGCUUAAAACAUGUUGAUUCAGGUGGGAAUUUCACAAAAUUUGAACGUUUACAACGCGCGAUGGCACGAGGGAAAUCAAGGUUACAAAGGUUAAGCCCAGUGGCUAAUUUUGCAACUUUAUCGUCAAAUGAUUUAAAGUCAACAAUUCAUGCAGGAAAUGGUGAGUUUUUAAUGCAAAUAUCAAUUGGUAGCCCAAGUGAGUCUUAUAAUGCAAUAAUGGAUACUGGUAGUGAUUUAAUUUGGACUCAAUGUAAGCCAUGCAAAGAGUGUUUUGAUCAAUCAACACCAAUUUUUGAUCCAUCAAAAUCAUCAACUUUUGAAAAAAUUUCAUGUUCUAAUAAACUUUGUGAAGCAUUGCCAAUGUCAUCUUGUGGUGAUAACAAUAAUUGUGAGUAUAUUUACACAUAUGGUGAUUAUUCAUCAAGUGAUGGUUUUUUGUCUAGUGAAACAUUCACUUUUGGUAAAGUAGUUUCAAUACCAAAUAUUGCAUUUGGAUGUGGAAUUGACAAUGAAGGUAGUGGAUUCAGUCAAGGUGCGGGCUUAGUGGGCCUUGGAAGAGGUCCACUAUCACUAGUCUCUCAACUCCACAUGUCUAGAUUCUCCUACUGUCUAACCUCCAUUAACGAGGAUGCUGACAGCACGAGCAGCACACUUCUCAUGGGAUCAAUAGCACAUGACGAUUAUAACAAUAUCAUCACAACCCCAUUAAUGAAAAACCCAACGCAACCAUCUUUUUACUAUCUUUCAUUAAAAGGAAUAUCUGUUGGGGAUACUCAAUUGCCCAUCAAGAAAUCCACAUUUUCACUCAACCAAGAUGGCACUGGAGGAAUGAUAAUCGACUCUGGGACAACUAUAACAUAUUUGGAAGAAAGUGCAUUUAGUCUUCUCAAGAAAGAGUUUUCUUCACAGGUAAACCUUCCGGAGGAUGAUUCAAGCUCAACAGGACUAGAUCUUUGUUUCAAAUUGCCAUCAAACACAAACAACAUAAAAGUUCCCAAAUUGAUUUUCCAUUUUGAAGGUGCAGACAUGGAUUUGCCUCCAGACAAUUACAUUAUUGCUGAUUCAAGAAUGGGAGUUGCUUGUUUAGCUAUGGGAAGUUCAAGUGGAAUGUCAAUAUUUGGAAAUGUUCAACAACAAAAUAUGAUGGUCAUUCAUGAUCUUGAUAAAGAAACUUUAUCAUUUGUACCAACACAAUGUGAUAAAUUAUAGAUGGAACAUCAUAAUCCUCAAAUUAAAGUUCAACAUAUGGAUUGUAUGGGCUUUCAGAGGCGGAGUUAGAAGUCAAGAUACGAGUUUAGCGAAAUUCAAUAUAACUUCCGAUGCUCAAACAAUGUGUUUGUAUUAAGAAAUUCAUUAGAUAUGUACACAUAUUAAAAUUCAGAAACGAUAAAAUUGAAAUCGCGAUUAUGUUUUUCUCUUA
Molecule: messenger RNA, 1593 nt
Organism: Solanum dulcamara
Lineage: Eukaryota; Viridiplantae; Streptophyta; Magnoliopsida; Solanales; Solanaceae
Product: aspartic proteinase nepenthesin-1
Exons: 2
Coding region: 51-1382 (443 amino acids)
Biological process (GO): proteolysis
Cellular component (GO): extracellular region
Molecular function (GO): aspartic-type endopeptidase activity
Source: RefSeq, a predicted model, not a curated record